Penicillium riverlandense is the source of this 819-nucleotide messenger RNA. RefSeq names its product glycoside hydrolase family 128 protein. Lineage: Eukaryota; Fungi; Ascomycota; Eurotiomycetes; Eurotiales; Aspergillaceae. Gene Ontology annotation, cellular component: fungal-type cell wall. Bases 1 to 819 code for a protein of 272 amino acids. The record is from RefSeq and is a predicted model, not a curated record. Gene Ontology annotation, biological process: fungal-type cell wall polysaccharide metabolic process. The transcript has a single exon.
AUGCCUUCCUUCAGCAACUGGUUUACGGCCGCCCUGAUGGCCACCUCGGCCAUGGCUAUGCCGCACGCAAAAGUCAAGCGCACGGCAUCCAAGCGUGGCGCGGCCUACGACGACGUCUCGCUGGUCAGCUCCCUCGGCGGCAGCAGCGCCGUGACCUGGGCCUACGACUGGUCGCUGGGCAGCUUGCUGGGCAACACUAUCGGCCUCCCCAGCGGCGUCCAGUACGUUCCCCAGAUCUGGGGCAUGAACGACCUCGGCAACGCGGGAACUGCCAUGACGACCCUCCUCGCCAGCGGCAGCCAGUACAUCCUCGGCUUCAACGAGCCGGACAUGGUCUCGCAGGCCAACAUCGACCCCACCGACGCUGCCAACGCCUACCUGUCCUCGAUCGUGCCGUUCAAGGGUGACGCCAAGCUGAUCUCGCCGGCCGUGACCUCGUCCAUGACUCCGGGCAUGGGUCUGAGCUGGUUCGAGAGUUUCAUGGGCGUGUGUGGCACGGGGUGCAACCUCACUGGUCUCGCUGUGCACUGGUACGGCGAUACCUCUGAUGAGUUCAUCACGUUCGUCGAGCAAGCUAUGAGCACGGCGUCCCAGUACGGCCUGCCCGAGGUUUGGGUUACGGAGUUUGCGCUCAACUCUGAUGUCAAUGGCAUCGUCGAUCCCAACGCCACUGCUCAGGACUUCCUUGACGUAGUCCUCCCCUGGCUCGACGGCCAGGAUCAGGUCACUCACUACUCCUACUUCAUGACUGCUGAGAACUAUCUUAUCACCGACGGUGCCAGCAACGCCGCUGGCCAGUCUUACGCAGCUGCUGCGUAA